Molecule: messenger RNA, 1530 nt
Organism: Galendromus occidentalis (western predatory mite)
Lineage: Eukaryota; Metazoa; Arthropoda; Arachnida; Mesostigmata; Phytoseiidae
Product: casein kinase II subunit alpha
Exons: 7
Coding region: 161-1228 (355 amino acids)
Biological process (GO): peptidyl-serine phosphorylation; peptidyl-threonine phosphorylation; regulation of cell cycle
Cellular component (GO): protein kinase CK2 complex; cytosol; nucleus
Molecular function (GO): ATP binding; protein serine/threonine kinase activity
Source: RefSeq, a predicted model, not a curated record
GAACGAUUGAGCUGGGGUUGUGGGAGACAGACUGCGGUGAAGAAUUCUGGCGGGUUUCGUCUCUGCUCCAAUCUAGGUAUCAGUAGGAUCCCACCAACGCAACGUUCGAAUUCGUCAUAUCGACGCCUUGUUUUUUCGAGAACAGAAAAAAACCUCGACGAUGGCUUCGAGUCUCAAGAACAAUAACAACAACAACACACUCGUCCCGAGCGUACCUAGAAUGUAUUCCGAAGUUCUUAGGAAUAAACCCGCGAUCUACUGGGACUAUGAGCAGAUGAAACUGAAAUACGGUAACCACGACGACUACGAGCUCGUGCGGAGACUCGGUCGCGGAAAAUACUCGGAAGUAUUCGGAGCAGUGCACGUGAAGACGGAAGCUGCUUGCGUGAUCAAAGUCCUGAAGGCUGUCAAGAAGAAGAAAAUCAAACGUGAAGUCAAAAUCCUUCAAAACCUCCGCGACGGCCCGAACAUCAUCAAGUUCUUCGAAGUCCUGAAAAACCCCGCAAGUGAAUAUACGGCCCUAGCAGUGGAGCUCGUCCACUGCGUUGACCAUAGAACACUCUAUCCCACUUUCGGGACGAGCGAUAUCCAAUAUUACAUGUUUCGGCUCCUGACAGCCCUCGAUUACGCACACUCUCACGGCAUCAUGCAUCGGGAUGUGAAGCCGCACAACGUUAUGAUUGAUCCCAAACGGAAAAUUUUGCGUUUAAUCGACUGGGGUUUAGCAGAAUUUUACCACACGUGCCAGGACUACAACGUCAAAGUCGCAUCGCGAUACUUCAAAGCACCUGAACUUCUCCUGGAUUAUGUUUACUAUGACUACUCGAUUGACAUGUGGUCGUUCGGCUGUAUGCUGGCCGCGAUAAUUUUUCGGAGAGAACCCUUCUUCCAAGGCGCCGACAAUAACGACCAGCUGGUGAAAAUCGUCAAGGUGCUCGGUAUACGCAAUUUGAGGAUCUACGCGAAGAAGUACAAUAUUCAUGUCGAUCCGGCUGUUCUGGAAUCGGUCGAACGCCGGCAAAAACGUGCUUGGGAAGACUUCGUCACUAAGUCGAACCACGACGUGGCAACGAAAGUCGCCAUCGAUCUCGUGGAUCGCCUGCUCUUGUAUGAUCAUUCUGAAAGGCUCACCGCGAGAGAGGCUCUACAACACGAGUAUUUCCUGAACGUACAGCCUCCCUCGCCGGACGAAACGAGCGCGCUCGAAGCUUCAACCUCAAAUCCCUGAUGACUGCUGCGGGGAGAUCAUACUGCAUCGUGGUUAGGGAGACUGGGGACUCUCAGAGAGUGUUCAGGUUGUAAUGACCGAGUAGAAUCGAACGAUAUAUCAUCUUUUAGGUUUUUCAAAGCUCGUGAAACGAUUCGAUUCAUGGGGGACUACCUAAUGUUUGCCAGACUGUGAUAAUCGGGAAUUGCCCGACCCUAUCGAAAUGUAUCCCUAUUUUUUUAUCGAUUCAUCCCAUGCGCCUUCGUCAAACGAGGAGCCCCGCAUUCCAAAGGCGAAUGCGUGGUCACGGAGCUCUCAUCGCC